AUGGGAAAAUUAAUUUUUAGAGCUGUUAUCUAUUUAAACAAUCGUUUUGACUUCUGUUCCCGGUGUCUCCUUCCUUUCAUUUACCUUGGCUUUCCCCGUCUUAAGACAAUCGUUGUGACCUCUGUUCUUCGGUUUCCUCUUCCUUUCAUUUACCUUGGCUUUCACCGUCUUAAGAAAAUUGUUGUGACCGCUGUUCUCCGGUUUCCUCUUCCUUUCAUUUACCUUGGCUUUCACCGUCUUAAGACAAUUGUUGUGACCUCUGUUCUCCGGUUUCCUCUUCCUUUCAUUUACCUUGGCUUUCCCCAUCUUAACAAAUUCGUUUUGACCUAUGUUCUCCGGUUUCCUCUUCCUUUCAUUUACCUUGGCUUUCACCGUCUUAAGACAAUCGUUGUGACCUCUGUUCUUCGGUUUCCUCUUCCUUUCAUUUACCUUGUCAUUCACCGUCUGAAGACAAUUGUUGUGACCUCUGUUCUCCGGUUUCCUCUUCCUUUCAUUUACCUUGUCAUUCACCGUCUGAAGACAAUUGUUGUGACCUCUGUACUCCGGUUUCCUCUUCCUUUCAUUUACCUUGGCUUUCCCCACAAUCGUUGUGACGUCUGUUCUUCGGUUUCCUCUUCUUUUAUUUACCUUGGCUUUCACCGUCUUAAGAAAAUUGUUGUGACCGCUGUUCUCCGGUUUCCUCUUCCUUUCAUUUACCUUGUCAUUCACCGUCUGAAGACAAUUGUUGUGACCUCUGUACUCCGGUUUCCUCUUCCUUUCAUUUACCUUGUCAUUCACCGUCUGAAGACAAUUGUUGUGACCUAUGUUCUCCGGUGUCUCCUUCCUUUCAUUUACCUUGGCUUUCACCGUCUGAAGACAAUCGUUGAGACCUCUAUUCUUCGGUUUCCUCUUCCUUUCAUUUACCUUGGCUUUCACCGUCUGAAGACAAUUGUUGUGACCUCUGUACUCCGGUUUCCUCUUCCUUUCAUUUACCUUGGCUUUCCCCGUCUUAAGACAAUCGUUUUGACCUCUGUCCUCCGGUGUCUCCUUCCUUUCAUUUACCUUGGCUUUCCCCGUCUUAAGACAAUCGUUGUGACCUCUGUUCUUCGGUUUCCUCUUCCUUUCAUUUACCUUGGCUUUCACUGCCUUAAGAAAAUUGUUGUGACCGCUGUUCUCCGGUUUCCUCUUCCUUUCAUUUACCUUGGCUUUCACCACAAUCGUUGUGACCUCUGUUCUUGGUUUCCUCUUCCUUUCAUUUACCUUGUCAUUCACCGUCUGAAGACAAUUGUUGUGACCUCUGUUCUCCGGUUUCCUCUUCCUUUCAUUUACCUUGUCAUUCACCGUCUGAAGACAAUUGUUGUGACCUCUGUAACUCGGUUUCCUCUUCCUUUCAUUUACCUUGGCUUUCCCCACAAUCGUUGUGACCUCUGUUCUCCGGUUUCCUAUACCUUUCAUUUUCCUUGCCUUUCACCGUCUAAACCAAUCGUUUUGACCUCUGUUCUUCGGUUUCCUCUUCCUUUCAUUUACCUUGGCUUUCCUCAUCUUAAGACAAUCAUUUUGACCUCUGUUCUUCGGUUUCCUCUUCCUUUCAUUUUCCUUUGCUUUCCCCAUCUUCAGACAAUCAUUGUGACCACUGUUCUUCGGUCUUCUCUUCCUUUCAUUCACCUUGGCUUUCCCCAUCUUAAGACAAUCGUUGUGACCUCUGUUCUUCAGUUUCCUCUUCCUUUAAUUUAUAUUGGCUUUCCCCAUCUUAAGACAAUCAUUGUGACCUCUGUUCUUCUGUUUCCUCUUUCUUUCAUUUACCUUGGCUUUCCUCAUCUUAAGACAAUCAUUUUGACCUCUACAAUCGUUGUGACCUCUGUUCUCCGGUUUCCUCUUCCUUUCAUUUUCCUUGGCUUUCCCCAUCUUAAGCCAAUCGUUGUGACCUCUGUUCUUCGGUUUCCUCUUCCUUUCAUUUACCUUGGCUUUCACCGUCUUAAGACAAUCGUUGUGACCUCUAUUCUUCGGUUUCCUCUUCCUUUCAUUUACCUUGGCUUUCACCGUCUGAAGACAAUUGUUGUGACGUCUGUUCUCCGGUUUCCUCUUCCUUUCAUUUACCCUGUCUUUCACCGUCUUAAGACAAUUGUUGUGACCUCUGUACUCCGGUUUCCUCUUCCUUUCAUUUACCUUGGCUUUCCCCGUCUUAAGACAAUCGUUUUGAUCUCUGUUCUCCGGUGUCCUCUUCCUUUCAUUUACCUUGGCUUUCCCCGUCUGAAGACAAUUGUUGUGACGUCUGUUCUCCGGUUUCCUCUUCCUUUCAUUUACCCUGUCUUUCACCGUCUUAAGACAAUUGUUGUGACCUCUGUACUCCGGUUUCCUCUUCCUUUCAUUUACCUUGGCUUUCACCGUCUUAAGACAAUUGUUGUGACCUCUGGUCUCCGGUUUCCUCUUCCUUUCAUUUACCUUGGCUUUCCCCGUCUGAAGACAAUUCUUGUGACCUCUGUUCUUCGGUUUCCUCUUCCUUUCAUUUACCUUGGCUUUCCCCAUCUUAAGACAAUUGUUGUGACCGCUGUUCUCUGGUUUCCUCUUCCCUUCAUUUUCUUUGCCUUUCACCGUCUUAAGACAAUUGUUGUGACCUCUGGUCUCCGGUUUCCUCUUCCUUUCAUUUACCUUGGCUUUCCCCAUCUUAAGACAAUCAUUGUGACCUAUGUUCUUCGGUUUCCUCUUCCUUUCAUUUACCAUGGCUUUCCCCGUCUUAAGACAAUCGUUGUGACCUAUGUUCUUCGGUUUCCUCUUCCUUUCAUUUACCUUGGCUUUCACCGUCUUAAGACAAUUGUUGUGACCUCUGGUCUCCGGUUUCCUCUUCCUUUCAUUUUCCUUGGCUUUCCCCAUCUUAAGCCAAUCGUUGUGACCUCUGUUCUUCGGUUUCCUCUUCCUUUCAUUUACCUUGGCUUUCACCGUCUUAAGACAAUUGUUGUGACCGCUGUUCUCCGGUUUCCUCUUCCUUUCAUGUACCUUGGCUUUCCCCAUCUUAAGACAAUUGUUGUGACCUAUGUUCUUCGGUUUCCUCUUCCUUUCAUUUACUUUGGCUUUCCCCAUCUUCAGCCAAUCGUUGUGACCUCUGUUCUUCAGUUUCCUCUUCCUUUCAUUUACAUUGGCUUUCCCCAUCUUAAGACAAUCAUUGUGACCUCUGUUCUUCGGUCUUCUCUUCCAUUCAUUCACCUUGACUUUCCCCAUCUUAAGACAAUCGUUGUGACCUCUGUUCUUCAGUUUCCUCUUCCUUUAAUUUACAUUGGCUUUCCCCAUCUUAAGACAAUCAUUGUGACCUCUGUUCUUCGGUUUCCUCUUUCUUUCAUUUACCUUGGCUUUCCUCAUCUUAAGACAAUCAUUUUGACCUCUGUUCUUCGGUUUCCUCUUCCUUUCAUUUACCUGGGCUUUCCCCAUUAUAAGUCAAUCGUUGUGACCUCUGUUCUUCAGUUUCCUCUUUCUUUCAUUUACCUUGGCUUUCCCCAUCUUAAGCCAAUCGUUGUGACCUCUGUUCUUUGGUUUCCUCUCCCUUUCAUUUACCUUGGCUUUCACCGUCUUAAGACAAUCGUUGUGACCUCUGUUCUCCGGUUUCCUCUUCCUUUCAUUUACCUUGGCUUUCCCCGUCUUAAGACAAUCGUUGUGACCUCUGUUCUCCGGUUUCCUCUUCCUUUCAUUUUCCUUGGCUUUCCCCAUCUUAAGCCAAUCGUUGUGACCUCUGUUCUCCGGUUUCCUCUACCUUUCAUUUCCCAUGGCUUUCAUCAUCUUGAGCCAAUCGUUGUGACCUCUGUUCUUUGGUUUCCUCUUCCUUUCAUUUACCUUGGCUUUCACCGUCGUAAAACAAUCUUUGUGACAUCUGUUCUCCGCUUUCCUCUUCCUUUCAUUUUCCUUGCCUUUCCACUUCUUAAGACAAUCGUUGUGACCUCUGUUCUUCGGUUUCCUCUUCCUUUAAUUUACUUUGGCUUUCACCGCCUUAAGACAAUUGUUGUGACCUCUGGUCUCCGGUUUCCUCUUCCUUUCAUUUACCUUGGCUUUCCCCGUCUUAAGACAAUUCUUGUGACCUCUGUUCUUCGGUUUCCUCUUCCUUUCAUUUACCUUGGCUUUCCCCGUCUUAAGACAAUUGUUGUGACCGCUGUUCUCUGGUUUCCUCUUCCCUAUAUUUACCUUGGCUUUCACCGUCUUAAGACAAUUGUUGUGACCUCUGGUCUCCGGUUUCCUCUUCCUUUCAUUUACCUUGGCUUUCCCCGUCUUAAGACAAUCGUUGUGACCUAUGUUCUUCGGUUUCCUCUUCCUUUCAUUUACCUUGGCUUUCACCCUCUUAAGACAAUUGUUGUGACCUCUGGUCUCCGGUUUCCUCUUCCUUUCAUUUACCUUGGCUUUCCCCAUCUUAAGACAAUCAUUGUGACCUAUGUUCUUCGGUUUCCUCUUCCUUUCAUUUACAUUGGCUUUCCCCGUCUUAAGACAAUUGUUGUGACCUCUGUUCUCCGGUUUCCUCUUCCUUUCAUUUACCUUGGCUUUCCCCAUCUUAAGACAAUCGUUCUUGGCUUUCACCGUCUUAAGACAAUUGUUGUGACCUCUGUUCUCCUGUUUCCUCUUCCUUUCAUUUACAUUGGCUUUCCCCAUCUUAAGCCAAUCGUUGUGACCUCUGUUCUUCGGUUUCCUCUUCCUUUCAUUUACCUUGGCUUUCACCGUCUUAAGACGAUUAUUCUGACCUCUCUUCCGGUUUCCUCUUCCUUUCAUUUACCUUGGCUUUCACCGUCUUAA
Acanthosepion pharaonis is the source of this 4746-nucleotide messenger RNA. Lineage: Eukaryota; Metazoa; Mollusca; Cephalopoda; Sepiida; Sepiidae. The record is from the annotation of a GenBank genome assembly.